Messenger RNA from Sinocyclocheilus rhinocerous, 1371 nucleotides. Its product is annotated as claudin-1-like. The record is from RefSeq and is a predicted model, not a curated record. The transcript has 5 exons. Lineage: Eukaryota; Metazoa; Chordata; Actinopteri; Cypriniformes; Cyprinidae. Gene Ontology annotation, molecular function: structural molecule activity. Bases 419 to 1045 code for a protein of 208 amino acids. Gene Ontology annotation, cellular component: bicellular tight junction; membrane.
AUAAAACAUCCCAACCCAAGACAACAGCAAUUAAAUGGAAGCUUUAAAAUGAGUGGAUAUACAUGAUGAAAUGCUAAUUCUGGUGGUUAUCUUGUGCAUAAAGGUCUGAAUUACGAAUGGAUGAGGAAGUCUAAAUGCCAAACUCUCCUGGGCAGGUUCACCUACUACAUGCCAAAGACUGUCACGGUUACUUGCGCGUUGAAUAGCUGCAGAUCCUCACAGGUGACAGAAAGCCUCUCCUGUGCUUCUGCCUCACUUUCCUUGCGCUCUACUGCCAUCCAGCGGCAGCCAUAAGUAUUUCUUGUAGAUAUGCGUGCCAUACAUUUACUGUGUUCGACCUUUUUCUUCUUAUGCGAAUAUGACUCGAGGCACUCCAUGGUAAGAAGCUGAAUAUCUGCAGCGCCCACUACUAGAAACAAUGACUGAAAUCCUGCUGUUCAUCUCAGCCACGAUUCCUAGCAAUGUGCACUGCAGGUCAGAAACGGCAGGCACAUUUACAAAUGAAUGGAAAAUACUUGGACAUGACAACGACAAGACCGUGAUUCUGGACAAAUACAAAGGACUGUGGAUGGAGUGCUCAGUAGACAGUUCGUCUACUGUGCACUGCACAAGUUACAAUUCUCUCCUUCAUCAAACCUUUGAAAUCCAGGUGGGCCGAGCAAUAAUGAUCGUCAGCAUCGUCUUUUCAAGCCUUGCAGCGCUGGUGGCCAUUUCUGGUCUCAAGUGCACAAGAUGUAUAGAAGAGAACGAGAAGUUGAAGGAUAGAGCUGCCUUCUUAGGGGGAAUCCUUUCUGUGUGUGGUGGUCUGUUUGCAUUGGGCAUAACCAGCUGGUUUAUAUAUGGAAUUGUAGAUUAUUUCUUUCAGAAUGACACAGCGACGGAGAGGUAUGUGGUCGGCAGAUCUCUGAUUGGUGCAUUUGUUGCAUCUGUGCUAUGUUUAUUCGGAGGCCUUCUCUUAUGCGCCUGCAGCGUGACGCAUCUACAAUCCAACAGAAUUCUCAGCAAGCAUCCGGUCUCCGUGAAUCCUGGACAAGACUAUGUUUAAUGAUCCUGAGACCAUCUGAAUACCUAAACUUCAUCUGAACUAUUGUUAACUGCUGUGUAUUCGCAUCUAUUAUUCUUACAUUUACUAACUCACAUCAACGUGUUGGUAUGAUUUAAUAGCUUCUGAUGUAUGUUUAGAUGUGUGGCACGGGUGCCACAUUGAACUUAGACCUGUGAAUCAAUUUAGCUGCUAGAAAAGGAGAAGGCUGGGAUUGCUUAACUAACAGUUCUGCGUUGACCACAGAGGAAGGGGGCGUUAUAUCCCAGUAAUAGUGUUAUUGUAGUAAUUGUGGGGAUGUUUAUAAUAUUUUAAGGUAUUUUUUAAAG